AUGGAGACGAGUGCAGGACAGCGAGCUGAGCGCCUGAAGCAGCAGGCGAUCCAGCAGACGAUCGAAGAGGCAGCGAACCAAAAGGUGCUGCAGCACUACACCAAGACAGUGUACUUCAACGAGCAGUGGGUGUCGCUCUUGAGCAAGAUGUCGGGUCUCGUGGGGCUCAUGAGUUUCGUCGAGGUGCAGCGCAUGCGCCAGAGCGCACGGGGGAUCGACUUCACUACCGGUUUUGAGCUCUUGACGGUCGGGAUCGGCGUCAGUACAGUGCUCUUCAUCCGGCGAUGGCUGAACCCGCUGCUGGCGUUCAAAGUGGCGUUUGUCUUCUCGCUGCUGCAGGGCUUUUGGUUUGCCACGAGCUACACGUCGCGCGUGAUGGGUCGACCGCGUCUCGCAGGCGACUUGUCGACCGAACAGCUCCCGUUUGGACUCAUCUACUUUACAGUCUGCUGGAUCUCCGACCGCUUCAUGAUGCGGUCUCAAGACAUUGCCAAGCAGACGGCAGAUGACCUCCGUGCUGUCCUCAAGCGCAAAUACCGAGACGACCCGACGUGGCGCGAUGUGGCCAAAGUGCCGCAAGAUGACGGCCCUGACCCGAUCGUGAGCAUCGCCUACGCGCCCGAAUUUACGGACGUGAUGGACUGCUUCCGCGGAGUGCUCAAGACGAACGAGUACAGUGAACGCACGUUGGCCCUCACGCUGGACGUGAUCAACGCAAAUCCAGCGAACUACACGGUCUGGUACUUUCGACGGCGCGUGCUCGAGGCCCUGGGCUCGGACCUUCGGGCCGAGCUCCGGUUCACGGCCGACAUGGCGCUUGAGCACCCCAAGAAUUAUCAGAUCUGGAACUACCGUCGCGAGAUCUGCACCAUGAUAAACGACGGCAGUGACGAGAAGCUGCUGUGUGCCCUGUCGUUUGACGUGGAUGCCAAGAACUACCACGCGUGGGCGCACCGUCAGUGGGCAGUCAAGACCUUUUCGCUGUGGGACGGAGAGCUGGAAUUCGUGGACAAGAUGCUGCAGGAGGACGUGCGGAACAACUCGGCGUGGAACCAUCGGUGGGUCGUGCUGAACAACACAGACGGGCUUGCGAGCAACGAAGAGCGACAGCGUGAAGUCGACUACACGCUUGAGAAGAUCGCGGUGGCAGUGCACAACGAGAGUCCGUGGAACUACCUUCGCGGUCUCGUGCGUGGCCACGAAACGACCUUUGCUGCACAGCUGAAGGGCAAGACGCGGGAGAUACUGGCAGCUACAGAUGACUGUAUCUUUGCGGCAGCGCUGCUGGUGGAUUUGCUCGUGAAUGAAGCCACAGCUGAGGCUGUUGACGAAGCGAAAAAACACCUGGAGAUACUGAUGAACGAGACGGACCGCGUGAGGAAAGCGUACUGGCAAUUCCGCCUCUCCACGCUGAAAUAG
This is a messenger RNA of Hyaloperonospora brassicae, 1419 nucleotides long. The record is from the annotation of a GenBank genome assembly. NCBI's taxonomy places the organism in Eukaryota, Oomycota, Peronosporomycetes, Peronosporales, Peronosporaceae.